This is a messenger RNA of Hylaeus anthracinus, 3481 nucleotides long. Its product is annotated as sodium-coupled monocarboxylate transporter 1-like. Gene Ontology annotation, molecular function: symporter activity. NCBI's taxonomy places the organism in Eukaryota, Metazoa, Arthropoda, Insecta, Hymenoptera, Colletidae. Bases 402 to 2258 code for a protein of 618 amino acids. The transcript is spliced from 15 exons. Gene Ontology annotation, biological process: sodium ion transport; transmembrane transport. Gene Ontology annotation, cellular component: membrane. The record is from RefSeq and is a predicted model, not a curated record.
CUUUUCAGAUGAACUGUCACGGUAGUUGUAGUCGGUCUUCCGUGAUACCCUCUGCGACCUUCUACGGUCAGCACGCAUCACACAAACGUGUCGCAUUGUUAGUAAUUCUUUUUAUCUAGUUCUCGUGUAAAUAUAAAUACAUUCUUCUUUAAUGUGUACAUCCUGUGUAAAAACGCAUCGUUUAUACAUUUUGUAAAGCAACUUUUAUAUCAAUUUCGGUUCGCUGUUUUCGCAAAUGUAUCCAAGUGGAAGUAGCGGAAGUCCACUUCUCCGUAAUCUCUUUUGAUAAAGAAGUUUUAAUGGACAAAACAAUUCUCAAGUACAACAAUUACGAACGGAAGUCGUAACGCAAAGCGCCCAGAGGCGUUGUAUCUGAACCCAAGAUUCCGUUUUGUAACAUAAUGACCGCGGAUGGUGCUUUGGAGGACCGUCUACCAACAUGGUCGCAGGAUGUGCCUACGGUCCAGGAAGUGAGCGAAAUGAUGCGAAGUUUCGGAAUGUGGGACUACCUGGUUUUCGCGUUCAUGCUGAUGACCUGUGGCCUAGUUGGGAUUUACUUUGGUUUCAUUAAGAAAUCGUCAGGGGAGGACGAAUACCUCGUGGGUGGAAGAAACAUGAAGACCUUCCCCGUCAGUUUGAGUCUAAUAGCCAGCUUCAUAUCUGGAAUCUCAUUACUGGGUACACCGACGGAGGUUUACAUGCAUGGUACCAGCUACCUUUGUAUAUGUUUUGGGGUAAUCAUCGUCGGUUUCGUGAUGUCUGGAAUAUAUUUACCUGUCUUCCAUGAACUUAGACUGACAAGUACCUACGAGUAUCUCGAGAAGCGAUUUAAUAAAAAGAUUCGAAUUCUGGGAUCGGUGCUUUUCUCGAUCAGCGUCAUGACAUGGCUUCCUAUCGUUAUUUACGUACCUGCCCUAGCUUUCAAUCAAGUCACUGGGGUGAAUGUGCACAUAGUGACUCCGUUCGUGUGUAUCGUGUGCAUUUUUUACACCUGCGUGGGUGGUUUACGCGCGGUGGUGUGGACCGAUUUCAUUCAAGCCUUCAUAAUGUUCGGUUCUAUGCUAUUGAUCGUUAUCAAGGGGACGAACGACGUGGGUGGAUUAUCAUUGGUGUUGAGGAGAAAUCUGGAAUCUGGAAGGCUCGAGUGGCCCACGACAGAUUGGAAUCCUCUUACGAGGCACACAAUUUGGUCUCUAGUGAUUGGUGGUUUCGUUCACUGGUUGCAAAUAUCCGCUAUCAAUCAAAAUAUGAUACAGCGAUACCUCGCGUUGCCCACGUUGGGAUCGGCUAGAAGAGCACUCUGGUAUUUCAUAGUCGGAGUCUUGAUUUUAAUGGGAACAUGCGGAUACGCGGGAAUGUUAAUAUAUGCCUGGUAUCAUGAGUGUGAUCCACUUACGACCAAGCUAGCAGGUGCGAAGGACCAAUUACUACCACUGCUCGUCAUGAACAUAUUAAGAGACAUGCCAGGACUUCCGGGUCUCUUCGUCGCUGGCGUAUUUAGCGCAGCUUUGAGUUCUCUGUCCACUGGUUUAAACUCCAUGUCCGCGGUGGUGCUGGAAGACUUCGUGAAACCCUUCAGGAAGACACCAUUUACUCCUAAAGUGGCAGAUACUUUAAUGAAACUCACGGUGGUCGUUUUAGGGAUAAUUUGCGUGGCACUCGUGUUCGUUGUCGAGAAAACGGGGUCCCACGUUUUGCAGUUGUCAACGAGCUUGGCGUCCAUUACCAGUGGUCCUUCUCUCGGUAUUUUCAGCAUGGGUGUCCUCUUGCCAUGGGUGAACGCCAAUGGUGCUCUCAUCGGUGGCCUUUCCGGUUUGGGCUUCAUGGGAUGGAUCAGUCUUUCAGCUGAAACAGCGAUCGCCAGUGGGAGAUUGAAGUUCGACGAGAAACCCGUCACGACGGAGGGGUGCUAUUACUCCUUUCCUCAAGUAGAGAAUCUGUUGCUGUUCGAUCCUCCAGAUUCGAUUUUGGAGGACGACGAUUUUCUCCCAGAACCUUUAGCGUUGUAUCGUCUCAGUUACCUUUGGUACACCGUGACAGGUGCCUUGGUGACGAUGAGCGUUGGCCUUGCUGUCAGUCUUAUCUCGUCAGAAAAUGUUGAAAAGCUGGAUCCGAUGCUGCUGGCCCCGAUCAUACGAAAAUUCUUGAAAACGUCCAAUAAAGAAGUUGAACCAGUUGAGCCUGGAAGCUUAGACGUUGGUCUUGAGGUACGAAGAACCAGGGGGGAGGGCACGACCGAGAGCGUAUCAUUGGUCUGACCUUGACCGACGGUUAUUGAUGUUGAUCGAAUCAGAGGUCGACAAACCGUAAGCGACGAAAGUGUUUGGUUGACAAGCUGAAAUAUUAAAUUAGCCGUGCCCGGAAUAUAACAUAAGUUAGGCCAAUCAUGAAAUGUAAGGUACGAAAUGACUCGUGCAGAGCUCGAACAAGUGGAACGCUGACGAACAAGACCGAGCUCAUGAUUACAUGUAGUCUAAUCACUUUAGAUUCGAUUACGGUGGUAUUUUUGUCGAGCUGACUUUCCGCGUAUACAUUUAUUCGGUCGUAGAAAUUAAUUUUUCAUAGAUUUCUUAAAAAUAGGCGUUAUCACCCACUUGAGGAACAAAUAAAUGGACUCUUGUUUUGCUUUAGUCGCGUGUACACAAGCCAAUGCAAUUUUUACCCGUAAAUCAAUUUUGACGAAUGUAUAUGUUGGCUCACUUUAAUGUUGUACAUUUCUUUCACUCUAAAAGGUAUUGUGUUCGUAAGUAAUGGUAAUUUUGAUAUAAAAGCAAACGUAUACGUAAGUGUCAAUAUCCGUCGAGAGGUUGAAUAUAGAGAUAAGGAACUUACUGCCUAACAAUUUAAAUUAAAACCUUCCAGCAUUAAUAAAUAGGAAUAAAUGAGUAACUAGGAAUACGGAUACAUUAAUCUUCGUACCAACAAUAACUUUAAAAACUUCAAGCCAUUCUAACUAUUGACUAUAAUAAAACUUAUAAUGCAAGAAUAAUAAAAAUGCCUUGGCUAUAAGAAAAAUAUAACAAAAGAAUAUGGAAAAAAUCAGUUUGGUAAAAUAUUGUAAUAGUAUCCUGUACAUUUUAGUCUAAAGUGAUUAGGUUAUUAAUCAUCCAAAUUCUAGCGACGAAGAAUUGUUCGGUACCGAAUAUAAACAGGAAUAAAAAGAAGACGAUAUACGUGUUUGCUUGUUUUUUUCUAUUUUUUACAUUUACCCAUAGAUCUAGUAUAUUUCAUACGUGUAUUUCAACGUUGACGAAGAUGUACAAAGACAAAAAAAAUGUGUAUACAUAUAUGUGCAGUAUUAUCCUAAUAAUAUACUAGCUUUCUUUUUAGAGACGUUGUACUUUCACUGGAAAAAUGUGUAACAUUCAAUGCGAGAACGAUGAAACUUUCCCAACGUGUUUUUCCUUCGCUUCCAUUGUUCCUUGUGCGCAAAGGAAAAACGAAAAGUAAAGAACAAAGGCGCACAGCUUUUUGUCGGGUG